UUCUAAAACCCACAGCUCCCUCCACCUUCUAUCCCCUGGAGAAGCUGUGUCCCUGCCUCCUUUCUCUGACCACCGUCCCCCAAAAUGCCAGGGCUCCCUUUCUUUCUUUUAAGUAGACUCCACGCCCAGGUUGGAGCCCAGCGCUGGGCUUUCACUCAAGACCCUGAGGUCAAGACCUGAGCCGAGAUGGAGUCAGCUGCUCAGCCCACUGAGCCAGCCAGGCGCCCCAGGGUGGGGGGGCUCCCUUUCUGAGCCAGGUGAAGAAGCCACAAGCACCAGAGCAAGAACAGAAGCCACAACCAUGCAGAGGAAGGGUCAGUGGCGGCCACCUGGUUUGCAUCUGUUCUUUCCCCCUGCUGAGUUCCUGAGCAGGACCACAGGCCCAGAAGGCCACGGCAAGCAGCCAGGUUCCUACAACUGGAUUUCAGCCCCACCCCUGGCACAAGCAUGAAGUUGGGAAGCAUCUGGGCAGCUGCCAUCUAUUCUAUUUAAACGGCCAACCUGGUCAGAGGGCUCUGCUCGGCCAUGCCAGGCACAGGACUGUGUGGCCAGCAUGUCACUCCUGGCAGCUCACCUGGUCAGCUUGCAGCUCUCCCUCUCCUGCUACUGGGCCCUCAGCUGCCACAACACAGAGUCAUCUCCUGAUUUCAGCCUCUCUGGGGAUUACCUACUUGCAGGUCUGUUCCCACUGCACUCUGACUGUCCCGGGGUGAGACGCAGGCCCACGGUGACCCUCUGUGACAGGCCCAACAGCUUCAAUGGCCAUGGCUACCACCUCUUUCAGGCCAUGCGGUUUGGCAUUGAGGAGAUCAACAACUCCACAACUCUGCUGCCUAAUGUCACCCUGGGGUACCAGCUGUAUGACGUGUGCUCAGAGUCAGCCAAUGUGUACGCCACACUCAAUGUACUCUCCACGCUGGGGACACAUCACAUAGAGAUCCAAGCAGACUCUUCCCACUAUUCCCCGGCUGCCCUGGCGGUGAUUGGACCUGACACUACCAACCAUGCUGCCACCGCUGCAGCCCUGCUGAGCCCGUUUCUAGUGCCUGUGAUCAGCUACGAGGCCAGCAGUGUGAUGCUUGGAGUGAAGCGGUAUUACCCCUCGUUUCUGCGCACUAUCCCCAGCGAUAAGUACCAGGUGGAGAUCAUGGUGCUACUGCUGCAGAGGUUUGGGUGGGUCUGGAUCUCAUUGGUGGGCAGUGAUGGCGACUAUGGGCAGCUGGGGGUGCAGGCACUGGAGGAGCAGGCCACCCAGCAGGGCAUCUGCAUUGCCUUCAAGGACAUCAUACCCUUCUCUGCCCAGCCGGGUAAUGAGAGGAUGCAGAGCAUGAUGUACCACCUGGACCGAGCAAGGACCACUGUUGUGGUCGUUUUCUCCAGCAGGCAGCUGGCCAGGGUGUUCUUCGAGUCCGUGGUCCUGGCCAGGCUGACUGCCAAGGUGUGGAUUGCUUCAGAAGACUGGGCCAUCUCCAGACAUAUUAGCAGCCUGCCCAGGAUCUGGGGCAUUGGCACAGUGUUGGGCGUGGCCAUCCAGCAGAAGCUUGUCCCUGGUCUGAAGGAGUUUGAAGAGGCCUACGUCCGGGCAAAGAAGGCAGCCCAUAGGCCUUGCUCCAGGGACUCCUGGUGCAGCAGCAACCAACUCUGCAGAGAGUGCCGAGCUUUCACAGUACAGCAGAUGCCCACACUCGGAGCGUUCUCCAUGAGCUCUGCCUACAAUGCCUACCGGGCUGUCUACGCAGCAGCCCAUGGCCUCCACCAGCUCCUGGGCUGUGCCUCUGGAGCCUGUUCCAGGGACCGAGUCUACCCCUGGCAGCUUCUAGAGCAGAUCCGCAAGGUGAAUUUCCUUCUACACGAGGACACUGUGAUAUUUAAUGACAACGGGGACCCUCUCAGUGGCUAUGACAUAAUUGCCUGGGACUGGAGUGGUCCCAAGUGGACCUUCAGGGUCAUUGGCUCCUCCACGUGGCCUCCAGUUCAGCUGGACAUAAAUAAAACCAAAAUCCGGUGGCACGGAGAGGACAACCAGGUGCCUGAGUCUGUGUGCUCCAGCAACUGUCUUGAAGGGCACCAGCGAGUAGUUGUGGGUUUCUACCACUGUUGCUUUGAGUGUGUGCCCUGUGAGGCUGGCACCUUCCUCAACAAGAGUGACCUCCACAGCUGCCAGCCUUGUGGGAAAGAAGAGUGGGCACCUGAGGGAAGUGAAUCCUGCUUCCUACGCACUGUGGUGUUCUUGACUUGGCAUGAGCCUAUCUCUUGGGUGCUGCUGGCAGCUAAUACGCUGCUGUUGCUGCUGGUGGCUGGGGCUGCUGGCCUGUUUGCCUGGCACUUAGACACCCCGGUGGUGAGGUCAGCUGGGGGCAGGCUGUGCUUCUUUAUGCUGGGCUCCCUGGCAGGGGGCAGCUGUGGGCUCUAUGGCUUUUUUGGGGAGCCCACCCUGGCCACAUGCUUGUUGCGCCAAGGCCUCUUUGCCCUCGGCUUUGCCAUCUUCCUGUCCUGCCUGACAAUCCGCUCCUUCCAACUGGUCUUCAUCUUCAAGUUUUCUGCCAAGGUACCCACCUUCUACCAGGCCUGGGUCCAAAACCAUGGUCCCCGCCUCUUUGUGGUGAUCAGCUCCAUGGCCCAGCUGCUCAUCUGUGUAACUUGGCUUGCGGUGUGGACCCCGUUGCCCACCAGGGAGUACCAGCGCUUCCCUCAGCUGGUGGUGCUUGACUGCACGGAGGCCAACUCCCCGGGCUUCAUGGUGGCCUUUGCCUACAAUGGCCUGCUGUCCGUCAGCGCCUUUGCCUGCAGCUACCUGGGUAAGGACCUGCCGGAGAACUACAACGAGGCCAAAUGCGUCACCUUCAGUCUGCUCCUCAACUUCGUGUCCUGGAUUGGCUUUUUCACCACAGCCAGCGUCUACCAGGGCAAAUACCUGCCCGCGGUCAACGUGCUGGCGGCGCUGAGCAGCCUGAGCAGCGGCUUCAGCGGUUAUUUCCUCCCCAAGUGCUACGUGAUCCUGUGCCGCCCAGAUCUCAACAGCACCGAGCACUUCCAGGCCUCCAUCCAGGACUACACGAGGCGCUGCGGCUCCACCUGACCCCGCCUCCCCUGUCCCGAGGGCCGAGGGUCAAGCGUGGCGCGCACGCCCUGCGCCGUCCCGGAGGCCUUUGGACUCUUCAGUUUGGGCUCGGGGAGUGUAAGGUCGCCGGAGGCCGCCCCGGGCUCCCAGGCUCUGCCAAUA
This is a messenger RNA of Nyctereutes procyonoides (raccoon dog), 3223 nucleotides long. It is a transcript of the gene TAS1R1, whose product is annotated as taste 1 receptor member 1. Gene Ontology annotation, molecular function: G protein-coupled receptor activity. Gene Ontology annotation, biological process: sensory perception of umami taste; G protein-coupled receptor signaling pathway. Bases 554 to 3079 code for a protein of 841 amino acids. The record is from RefSeq and is a predicted model, not a curated record. Gene Ontology annotation, cellular component: membrane. NCBI's taxonomy places the organism in Eukaryota, Metazoa, Chordata, Mammalia, Carnivora, Canidae. The transcript has 6 exons.